Lachancea fermentati is the source of this 1215-nucleotide messenger RNA. NCBI's taxonomy places the organism in Eukaryota, Fungi, Ascomycota, Saccharomycetes, Saccharomycetales, Saccharomycetaceae. The record is from the annotation of a GenBank genome assembly.
AUGCAUCUACCAUCUUUGCUUUCACUAGCUGCACUCUUGGUUUCCAGUCUAGAGACUGCUCAAGCCAAAGUUCACACGGCCAAAAUCCACAAGCACAAAGUCGAUGACGAGCUAAAGGAAGUGGUGUUUGAACAGCACAUUGCGCACUUGGGUCAAAAGUACUUGUCUCAAUUCAAGAGUGCUUACCCAGAAGCUGAUAUUCCCCAGGAACAUCCAUUCUUCGCCGAGGCUGGUCACGACGUGCCCUUGACCAACUACUUGAACGCACAGUACUACACGGAUAUUACGCUGGGUACUCCUCCACAGAGCUUCAAAGUGAUUUUGGACACUGGUUCAUCGAACCUAUGGGUUCCUGGCUCCGAGUGUGGCUCGUUGGCCUGUUUCUUGCACGCCAAAUACGACCACGAUGCUUCGUCCACUUACAAGGCCAACGGAAGCACUUUUGCUAUCCAAUACGGUUCCGGGUCGCUUGAAGGUUACAUUUCGCAAGACACGUUGAGCAUUGGUGACUUGACGAUCCCCAAGCAAGAUUUUGCCGAAGCCACCGCUGAGCCCGGACUAGCGUUUGCUUUUGGCAAGUUUGACGGUAUUUUGGGAUUGGCGUACGACACUAUCUCUGUGGACAGAGUGGUUCCACCAGUGUACAAGGCGAUCAGCGACGGCUUGUUGGACGAGCCUAGAUUCGCAUUCUACUUGGGAGACGCGGACAAGAACGAGGACGGCGGAGAGGCCACGUUUGGCGGCAUCGACUCGUCCAAGUACGAGGGCGACAUCACGUGGUUGCCCGUGCGUCGGAAGGCGUACUGGGAGGUCAAGUUCGAAGGUAUCGGUCUGGGCGACGAGUACGCGGAGUUGGAGGGCCACGGCGCUGCCAUCGACACGGGCACCUCUUUGAUUGCGCUACCCUCGGGGCUAGCCGAAGUGCUGAACGCCGAAAUCGGCGCCAAGAAGGGCUGGAGCGGCCAGUACGCGGUGGACUGUGAGUCCAGAGACCAGUUGCCGGAUCUCACCUUCACGUUCAACGGCUACAACUUCACGAUCGGGCCCUACGACUACACGUUGGAGGUGUCUGGGUCGUGCAUCUCCGCGUUCACGCCCAUGGACUUCCCGGAACCCGUGGGUCCGCUGGCCAUCAUCGGAGACGCGUUCUUGCGCAGGUUCUACUCCGUGUACGACCUGGGCAAUGACGCAGUCGGGUUGGCCAAGGCCGUGUAG